This is a messenger RNA of Protobothrops mucrosquamatus (brown spotted pit viper), 1170 nucleotides long. RefSeq names its product ELAV like RNA binding protein 2 (gene ELAVL2). Gene Ontology annotation, molecular function: RNA binding. Gene Ontology annotation, cellular component: ribonucleoprotein complex. The transcript is spliced from 7 exons. NCBI's taxonomy places the organism in Eukaryota, Metazoa, Chordata, Lepidosauria, Squamata, Viperidae. The record is from RefSeq and is a predicted model, not a curated record. Bases 1 to 1170 code for a protein of 389 amino acids.
AUGGCAGUCAGACUGUGUGAUGUGGCUUCUCUGCUUAGAAGUGGUUCGUGGGCAGCAGAGCCUUGGACUGGGCAGGUAAUUGCUGCCAUGGAAACACAACUGUCUAAUGGGCCAACUUGCAAUAACACAGCCAAUGGCCCUACUACCAUAAACAACAACUGCUCAUCACCAGUUGAUUCUGGGAACACGGAGGACAGCAAAACCAAUUUAAUAGUCAACUAUCUCCCUCAGAAUAUGACACAAGAAGAGCUCAAAAGUCUGUUUGGGAGCAUUGGUGAAAUAGAAUCCUGCAAACUUGUAAGGGACAAAAUCACAGGACAGAGUUUGGGAUAUGGAUUUGUGAAUUACAUUGACCCUAAGGAUGCUGAAAAGGCAAUCAAUACUCUGAAUGGAUUGAGACUUCAAACCAAAACUAUAAAAGUUUCUUAUGCACGGCCAAGCUCAGCUUCUAUUAGAGAUGCAAACUUGUACGUCAGCGGUCUCCCCAAAACCAUGACUCAGAAAGAACUAGAACAGCUGUUUUCCCAAUAUGGACGUAUUAUUACUUCCCGCAUUCUUGUUGACCAAGUCACUGGAGUUUCAAGGGGUGUGGGGUUUAUCCGGUUUGACAAGCGGAUUGAAGCUGAAGAAGCCAUCAAGGGUUUGAAUGGGCAGAAACCUCCAGGGGCCACGGAACCCAUCACCGUAAAGUUUGCCAACAAUCCAAGCCAAAAAACAAAUCAGGCCAUCCUCUCCCAGCUGUACCAGUCUCCAAAUAGGAGGUAUCCAGGACCCCUCGCUCAGCAGGCUCAACGUUUUAGGUUGGACAAUCUGCUCAAUAUGGCUUACGGAGUAAAGAGCAGGUUUUCUCCAAUGACCAUUGACGGAAUGACCAGUUUGGCUGGGAUCAAUAUCCCAGGACAUGCGGGAACCGGAUGGUGCAUUUUUGUGUACAAUUUAGCUCCUGAUGCAGAUGAGAGCAUCCUGUGGCAAAUGUUCGGACCCUUCGGAGCCGUGACAAAUGUGAAGGUUAUCCGCGACUUCAACACAAACAAGUGCAAAGGUUUUGGAUUUGUGACUAUGACAAACUAUGACGAAGCCGCCAUGGCAAUAGCCAGCCUGAAUGGAUACCGCCUUGGAGACAGAGUCUUGCAGGUUUCCUUUAAAACAAACAAAACGCACAAAGCCUAA